This is a messenger RNA of Pocillopora meandrina, 5989 nucleotides long. NCBI's taxonomy places the organism in Eukaryota, Metazoa, Cnidaria, Anthozoa, Scleractinia, Pocilloporidae. The record is from the annotation of a GenBank genome assembly.
GUUAGUAGAGGUCUCCUCUACUAACUAUGAUCCAAUAGACCGCGUUGGUAAUUCAAAAUGGUCGCUGUGAAAACAAACUUGGCAAGGACAACAAAGGUAAUCAUGCACGUCUCAUUUAAGUGGGUUUCCAAUCAUCUUUCCUCAGACUGGAGGUGGUUUCUCUCCAACAUGUUGUGCAUCUAGCGGACGCCCCGUCGUUCAUAUUUUGCGCCUCUAAUCUAUAGCAAAACCUCCGCUUGCCAGCAACCAAAUAACAACUCCGGUCUGGGGAGUUCGGAAAGAGAAAAUUAUUACUUCUUUUGAAUUCCAACUCCCGCCAAGCCCGCCAAAAGUGAAUCGAGCCGCCUCGUAGAUUAAGCAAUACAUGUAGGUCCUCUUUGUUUCUCGAGGACACCAGGAUACAACAUGCUGUAGCCUCAGACAACAAAUUACGAUUCAAGAUAAUCUGCUUUGCGGUUUUGAAAUCAAUUAAUGAGCGAGCUUCUGACUUAUCAAUUCAGAAAUGGUAUCUCUCCCACGUAUCUUGCUCUUUUUAGUUUCCCCUAGACUGAAAACCAUUAGUUAUUGAUCAAUGAUUUCUUUCAAAGCUUCCCAUCUUAAAAAUGGCCACGGAAUCAAAGCACCUUUGCUGUCUUAUAAGCAAAAAUGUAGAAAUCGAAACAGGAUGUAGUUAAUCGAUUUAAACUGAUGUGUACAGAAUGUAUAAGUGAUUUAAAUGAAAGAUACUACGGCUCUGCUCGGGAAAAUGGAAAGAAAGAUGUUCCCUUUCCAGUCAAAUGUUCGAGCGUUCCAUGUGAUUCAUUUGAGCUUAAAUAAAAACGUCAGAUUUGUGAGCCAGUGAUUCUAAGAAUGUUCCUGCGUUCCACUCGAUAUCUGACAGAUGUCCCAUGACGUCAAAAGAGCUUAAAUUUCUCAAAUAACCAAUAUCGGAAUUCUCUGCCUUUUCCCUCGUCUUGUCAAAUCUGUGUUAAAGAUAAUAACGAAGUUCGACGCUUUGAGGAAACGCGAAAUGUUUGCCAUCUGUAAACUAGUUUUGUGCCGCUACACGCAGAGUUCAGACUCCUUGGAGAAGGAAACAUUAAUUGACACCACGCAAACAAAACCACGCAAACGGUCUGAAUGAGACUCAUGUAGGUAUGCUUUGAGCAAAAAUGAAAUUUAAUAGGGCCGGUAUCAGCAAACAAGGAUACUGUCAGGUGAAAACAAAACUCUCUUUUUUUUUUAGAAAAGGAGUACUUCUUCUAACUAUCACAGAGUGUUGAAUGAUACGGUAAAUAGGACAUGUAGUUUGCGAAUCUUUUACAUCAUACCCGUGCUUUUGUCUAGAAAUCAAUCUUAUUAUUAAGACACAUUUCUAUCUUUUCAGUGCAGUUCAGAUUAAAAUGAUUUAAAUGGAAAUUGUAACAAAAAUAUCAUACUUUUAAACAUGCCAACAAUGCCCGCUCUCAAAGGAGUAAAUAAGAAAUUAAGUUUCUUAUUUAGGAAGCAUAAGUUGGUUGCUUUUAAGCACGAGCCUCUAAUAAGCAAAACAGAAUUAUGGGUUCGACCUCAGACGUAAUUUUAUCUGUCGCAUUAUUUCACAAACGCCAUCCUCGCCUGUUCCAGAUCCCUCGUUGCGCCUCUAUCGCGCCAUUUACUAUUUGACAUCGUUUAUUAAUUCGCUGCAUUUUACUAGAAGAACGCCUGGAACAGGCUAGAACUAUUCAGCGACACAAGAUUGUAGCAGUACGUGGUAUGUUUGUCAAUCCAAUCUUCAAAUCUUUAAAUGCCCUGUAGCUACUGCGAUAACACAAUAGCUCACUGUAGAACGAAACGGAAGACCAUCUGUUUGACACCGUAUCAGAGCACUCUUAAUUGUUUUCUCUAGCUUAAUGAAACCUUUCUAAAAACUUUUAACUCUCUAACUUUCAACAAAAGGUAAGUUGCCUCUAGUAAAAUAUUGCAGGUGUAUUUGACCAAAAUGGCAAUCGCCCCCUCAAUUUAUGACGUCAUAUUUCUGCGUGGUACCACUCCACUGAAAUGAGGAACACUUUAUCAAUAAACCUCGUUACGAGAAAAAAAAAAGAAAAACAUCUGGCGGAAAAUAAAUUUUACGGAACAUUAGCGUGUGUUUUUUUUUAUGUAGAUGUCACUACUUUAUAUAACGAGGCAUCUUUUUAUCUUAUUUUUAACUCUCAUCGGUGACUGAUACCUGAUUGCUUUUUCAUCGUCAAUAUUUUCAUGAUCAAUGGAACAUAAGGUAGCUUUCAUUCGUUUGUUUCUGUUACUAUUGUCUUUUUUCUUUCGCUGAAAGAGGAGGAACGUUAUGAGAGUAUAUUACCGUAGACACAAAUUCAAGGUAAGGAAAUGGAUUGAAAGACUUGAAGGGUAUAAAGGAAAUUAAGAUACUUUACGUAGUUCCCAUGGUAUCUAUGUAGUUGUGAUGGACCGAGAAACAUCGAAGAAAAAUUAAAAUGCUUUGCACAGGGAAACUGAGUAGUUUGAGUGAAACUGAAAAUUAAAAGUGAUCAGAAAAAUAGAUUGAUAUGAUCAGUAACUGACUGAGAUCUUUGGCCAGGGCCAAGAGUUUAUCUAUAAUAUCGAUUGACUGUCUCAAAUAGAGAUUCUAGGACUAAGUUUCAAACGUAGAGUUCCCAUGCAAAGAAAAUCAUUCACACAGUAAUCAUAUUUUUUGUAAUCAUUUUAACUUAGUGAAAGAAAGUUCCUAGGAGUGGUGACAGUCUGAAUUAUUCGUUAUAUUUACAGACAUUUGUGAGACCUGUUUUUUAAAAGAAAAAAAAAGGCAUUGAAUUUUCUCGGCUGAAACAGCGACUGGCUGAAUCAACAUUCGUUUCGUUACCAGUGGAACGUUAUUUUACUCACGGUGGUUCUUGUGACAUUUUCUACUGCCAGGUUCAUCAUCUUUUUCAAUUUGAUUAAUGUUUUCAUUUAUUUUGUUACUUUGGAGAUAAAAAGGCUCCAGUGAUUCGAGGAUAGUUCAGGAGACAAAUUUGUUGUGAGGCAACAGAAAUUUACUGACUUCGAGUCUAAUGUAAAAUCUUUAAACUCUCUGACAGUGAAAGUAUGAAUAUUUUAUAACAUCAUUUUUUUUCUUCUCUCGUGUUUUUAUCCUGUUAAGCCAUUUUUAUAUACUUGAUUUUACAACAUGAUCAUAACGGGAAACAAAAUAUCCACAAAAAUUUAAUCAAUCGUGGGAAUGGGAAAGACGCAUGAGAUAAUUUCAAUUGUAUUGUUUUACCCAUAUUAUGAGGGACAGUUUAGUUCCUGUGGAAAGAUGCAAAUACUAGGGGUGUAUCAAGUGAUUGGCUGUACUUGGAGCGUUCACAAGAUUGAAAUUACUUAAUUCUUUAGACCAAACAUUUUCCCGUAACGCAAUUCAUUGAUUUGCUAUUUACCGUUAACUACUAACCACUUCGUUUUGUGAACGAUUUAUAGAACAAAACUCAGAAAAUUGGAUUUGAGAUUGGAGGACCGAGAAACUUACAAAGCAUUUGAACACGUUUGAUUAUUACCAAAUCUCGAUUUUGCUUGGCAAAAUUAUGGGAUUGUCGACGCUAUUAGUCCAGGAAGAAACUCCUAAACAGCAAAAAGUCUCGAUUUUUUAAGAAACGGAGAGCGAAAUAAUCAAGCUUGAAAGUUUGUUCGCUCAGUAACAUCUCAUUUGCGAUUUAGUCCACUUACAUUUAAUUUCAUUCCUUUGUAAAAGCGUUUGUUCGCGUCGAUAGUCAAACAAAAGUUUAAAAGUGACUGAAAACAAUGGAAGGACUUCGAAUAAAAUAGAGGUGUCGAAACGCCAACUGUUUUGAUUUGGAAGAACUCAAAACACUUUUCACCUUAAGCAAAUUAAAACUGCCAAAAAAUAUUAUUUCUGGAUGCAUAUUCAGUGGGAGCACUAAGAAAAAUUGCUGUGAUUCGCUGCUUUGUAAGAUUACGUGCAAGAAAUAGCGUUCAAAAUCGAAAGCUUUUGGCGUCCGCGCAAAGUCAACGCAAAUAUCAAAUGAAAACUGAGCAAUUCUCAGGAGAUUUUUCAUUGUACUUUACGGUUUCCAGAGAAACAAAAGUAUACGUGAUGACCCGAACCUAAUCGUUAAUCAACUUAUGUCUACUUGUGCAAUUUUACUUGCAGCUUGAAAUUGUACAGAUAUCAUCCUUCAGUUAGGGCGACCGACAAGGGGUUAUGACAUGGAAUGGCUCUUCCAGCUGCGCACGUUGUUACGUACCUAACGUGACUGAAGUGUUAUUGGAGUGAAAGAACAAUUUCAAGAAAUUUAGUUUGGCUUUCGCGGCAGAGUUUACCUGGAUAACAAAUGAAGAAAAUGCGAAAGUAUUCUGGAGCAACUGGCUUGAAAACUUUGCCAAUUGUUCCCUCGACGUUUGUGGCGAGGAGUUCGCCGCAUUUUAUGGCCGCACUCAGCGGAAAGACACAAGAUCAUGCACCGAGAAAAAUUUCUACUUACAAAAAGAGUCCCGCAUCGCCAUAUGUCUCGAAGAAGAAAAGCUCGGCGAUGUUUAUUCCAUCGCAUCUUCCAAUGAUUCAUGUAACAGCAAUGGAGGAGGUAGCAGAGGACAGAGACGGUAAAUCAACGUCCCCUCAAAGAAAAGUAUCUUCAAACGGGUCACCUUGCGCUCGUGGGGUGAAAACCACCGACACGAACGAGAAGCAUUCAGUGGUUUCAAAAUCCUCAACUGGGAGACAGCGAAAGAUAUCGAACACCAAGCCAAAAGCGAGCGUUCUGGGAGAAACUCCCCUUGGAAGAGAUCUAAUUUUUCACCGAAAGAUUUCCAAUACAGCAGCUCCAACUGUAAUGAAAGUGGACGAAGCAGAAGAAAAACAAAGACUGCUAACAAAGUAUGCCUUAAAUAACGUUACUCUUUAUAAUGACAACAGAAAGCGGCGAAUUAAAAACACCUAUUUCAGCAGAUAUAAUGUGAAUGGAAACUUGGAGGCUAAUGUCCCGGCAAGACGAAGGACACAGAGCCUUAACUGUGUUGCAAAAGGUGAUCAAGGAAGGGUAAACACAGCAGAUAAGUUCUUUACACCGAGAGUGAUCCAAGAUGAAUCUGCCAAUAGCAUUUUCGGAAGAGUUCGAGCUCAGAGCUUGAAUAUUGUUCCAUGUGGGAGCGAACCUGUGAGAACAAGACCGUCUCAUAACAGAAAUGAAGGAUUGCGAGAAAUCGUGGAGUUAAAAGGACAACGGAGCCCUAUCGAAGACGCAGCAGUUACAGCUGAUAGUGGUCUCCAAGUUGAGCUAGUUACCGACGCAAAUCAAAGGCCUGCUUCCCAAUAUCCGCAAAGAAAAGAUAGUAAUGAGUAUAACAGACUUUCGGUAAAGCGUGACUAUCUACAUACUGCGGCAGCACCUUUGCGGAAAGAUUCGCAAGAUCGAAAUACUUUCUUAACCUUCCCUGAUUUAAGGGCAAAAUCUUGGAUAGAGGGCUGAUACAAAACAAGUCACGUUUUUGAAACAGUGAUCUAUAUGUUGUUCAAGAUCGGCAAAGUUUACGCCAUGUUUUGUUUCGUAAAUAAUGUUGCGUAAUCAGAAACAAAUAUUGAUGCCGAUGAAAAAUAGCUUUAAAUAGGUUUGACGAGAACAGAGUGAGGUAUUCUUUUGUCGCAGUAGCUUGUUAUGUCUCAGCGGGAGUCCAAGAAAAUGUUGUUGCGUUACAAAAUGUAAAAAUUCAAAAAGUUAAACAAAGGUAAAAAGAACAAAACUACUUGUGGCUGUAAGCACUUAUUAAAUUUAUAGCACCUGUAUCUUCCAUUGGUUUAUCAGUUGAGCAAGGUGAACUAAGCAAAUAUUGGGGAACAACAGGAAGCAAAGUACAAAACGUUUUAAAAUAGGUUUAUUGAUUAAGUGGCUCUGGGGCGGGGAGUUAUUCCAGCGAACACAAUACCUUGGAAUGAGAUUAAAGUUUACCAUGUUGGGUACAAAUCUAUUGUAAAACUACUGACCUUAAAUCCAUAAAAAAUAAACUAUUUGAAAGAGUG